CUUCGACGUACGCCAGCACUCCGCGCGAUCAGCAAUUCGUCUUCUGCACGAGCAGCGGAGACACCCUUGCCAACGUCUCAUUCGUUUGGUACAUCAACCGCGCCAAGUAAUGAUAUGAGCAACCUGCCAAGAGCUCGAAAGCUUGUGCAGAACGCGCUCCCGCUUGAGCACUUCAUCGCAAACGCAUCUCUAGGAGCGGCUGCAGAACCGCAUGACCCACCACCGUAUCUCGCCCAGAAGCUUAUUCCGAAAUCGUUCUAUCUUGAGGUAUAUGGCUGUCAGAUGAACGGUGCCGAUUCUGACAUCUUGAACCGUAUCCUCGUGGACGCAGGCUACACGCCGUCUCCGACCGCUUCCGAUGCCGACAUUGUCCUCCUCAUCACAUGUGCCAUCCGGGAGAAUGCUGAGUCAAAGAUAUGGAGGCGGCUUCGAGAACUUGCUCCUCUUCGCGCUCGCGGCGGUAAAGUGGGGUUGCUCGGAUGCAUGGCCGAGCGCCUCAAACUCAGUCUGCUGGAAGGGAAGGUGGAUGAGAAGACGGGGAAGAGGGACGAACGGAUGGUCGACGUCGUGUGUGGGCCGGAUGCGUACAGGAGUCUACCCAGAUUACUGGGCCAGGUAGAGGAGGAAGGAGACGGCGGACGGGGUGCGGCGAACGUUCAGCUCAGUGCUGACGAAACGUACGCAGAUAUCACGCCCUUGUCUACGGAUCCAUCGAAGAAGACGGCAAAUCUGACGAUCAUGAGAGGUUGCAAUAAUAUGUGCUCGUAUUGCAUCGUGCCAUUCACUCGAGGUCGAGAACGCUCUCGUCCCAUCACCUCGAUCCUAGACGAGGUCCGCCAUUUAUCUUCCAUAGGGAUCAAGGAAAUUACGCUCCUGGGCCAAAACGUUAAUUCCUAUCGAGAUACAACCCCCUCAUCGAUGGCUCUCUUCUCGUCAUCCUCUUCGACCUCUAUACCUCCGCCUGGUGUAUCCCUUGGCGCCUCCCUAUCUUCUCCUGGCUUCAAGCCCGUUUACCGUUUCGAUCCCUCCGGCAUCCACUUCGCCGCGCUCCUCGACCGCGUUUCGCUCAUCGACCCGGAGAUGCGCAUCCGCUUCGUCUCUCCGCAUCCCCAAAACUUCCCUCACGACCUCCUGCAGCUCAUCGCGCAACGUCCGAACCUUUGCUCUCAAAUCCACAUGCCCGCACAGUCCGGAUCGAGCAGCGUUCUCGAACGCAUGCGGCGCGGCUACACCCGGGAAUCAUACCUUGAGCUCGCACACCGGAUUCGGGCCACGAUUCCGGGCGCGACGCUCUCGUCCGACUUUAUCGUUGGCUUCUGCGGCGAGACGGAUGAGGAGUUCGCCGACACGCUCAGCCUCGUCGACGAGGUCGGCUUCGAGCUCUGCUUCAACUUCGCGUACAGCCUCAGAGAGAAGACGCGUGCGCAUCGCCACCUCGUGGAUGAUGUGCCGCAGCGGGUGAAGAAUGAGAGGCUAAGGGCGCUGAACAAUGUUUACGAAAGGAGGCGGGACGAGCGGCUGGGCGCGAUGGUAGAAGACGGCAAGCCGCAGCUUGUGCUCGUCACGCAGGCGUCGAGACGACCUGGGGAUAGCAUGUGGAUCGGCCGCUCGGAUGGGUACGUCCGGUGCGCUCUACCGCAGUCGGCCCUGGUCCCGAGGUGGGACGGCGAGAGGAAGGUGUGGGGGAGAGAGAAGAGGAAAGUGGAGAUAGGUGAUUACGUGGUGGUAGUACCGAGGAGGAGGGAUGCGGGGACGCUGGUCUGUGAGGCCGUGGGCACCUGCAGUUUGGGCAAUUUUGCUGCUGAAGAAUCAAAGCGACGCAUGCUCGCGCAAGCCAUGCUUUUCGCGAACGAAAACGCUCGAAGGCGUGUGGCGAUGGAGCCGUAAUGCAACAGUGAUGAUGUGAUAGAUUUAUCCUAUGUACAUUGACCACUAUCGAUAUAUGGAAGGGAAUCGACCGCGAUAUACAGUAAAUACAUACAGAUAGCGCUCGUUGAGUCACACAUUCGAAUCAAUACAGGGCGGAAACGCGUUACUAUCAAACAGGCGAAUAAAUGAGAAACUUCUUGGAUGCUGCAUAUGCAGCCUCCGCCUCUGGUGAGAACCGGUGUUCGUUGCGCCAGUGAAACACCCAGAAUUGUUCACAACCUGGACAAAGCCAUCGCAUCGCAUGGACCUGCCAGGACGAAGGAUACCAACCGGAGUCCUCCCAAUCGAUGAUACCAGAUACGUGACCGUUGUGUAUCAAUACGUUGUACAUCCGUAGAUCCGCGUGUACGUAUCGGAUGGGGUCUGCAGCCAUGAUCGCUCGAGUGUCAUGAUCCAGCGUUUCUUCGUAGCCUUGCAGGCCACCCGAUGCCCCAAGGUAAGCCCAUAAUUCCGCUGGAGACGAGAAAGGGCCCGAUCGUUUUUCAAAAAAGAAAAGGGGAUCUGGAAGGCCAUGGCCAGAUGCGCUAAGCAUCACCUUUCCAGCAUCUGCCUCAGGUUGUCGAAGUGUCUGUAGUUGUUUGAUAACUAAAGAGAUCUCCCCUAGGAUAGUUCGCUGCAACUCGGGUGUCAAAAGACCCUGGCGCCAAGCAUCGUAAACGGUAAUUCCAGGGAGACGGGUCAUAACCGUGUAGCUAGCUCCUGCGUGCUCGAACGACACGAUCAGGCGAGGGAUAGGGAGGUCAAGACCUGUGCCAUGGAGGAAUCGUAGGGCAUGGGCUUCUGUACUUGUUGUGCGAUUACGGAGUUUAACAAUCCAGGGAAUACCAUGUCGGAAGACACGAACAUUCGGUUCGUCAAGAAGAGGCUUGCUGAGGAGAAGGACGAGCCGAUACUGUGCAUCCGGGUACAUCAAAGUGCGCCCUAGUAUAGCAGUGGUUUGAACAAUAAGCACCUGAAGCAACGAGUUCGUAGUCCGUAUCAAGAUAAAAAGCCACCAC
Molecule: messenger RNA, 2927 nt
Organism: Punctularia strigosozonata HHB-11173 SS5
Lineage: Eukaryota; Fungi; Basidiomycota; Agaricomycetes; Corticiales; Punctulariaceae
Exons: 3
Coding region: 115-1887 (590 amino acids)
Biological process (GO): tRNA modification; negative regulation of cyclin-dependent protein serine/threonine kinase activity
Cellular component (GO): cytosol; mitochondrion
Molecular function (GO): 4 iron, 4 sulfur cluster binding; tRNA-2-methylthio-N(6)-dimethylallyladenosine(37) synthase activity
Source: RefSeq, a predicted model, not a curated record